GUUGGAGAAGACAGACGAGUUCGUUAGGUUCACCUAAUCCCGGCUCACCUAAUCCCGGCUCACCUAAUCCCGGCGUGGGCACCGAGAGUUGGAGAAGACAGACGAGUUCGUUAGGGCCUCUCCCGCCAUCCCCAUGGAUGCCCCUGAGCGCCGUCACCGUGGCCUUGGCCACCCUCCUGCUGGCCGUGGCCGCGGCGCUGGCCGCGCUGGCCCAUCGCUUGGGCCUCCUCCACCAACUCCUCCACCCGGUGGACCCGCGGAGUCCCCGGCACGGUGGGGAGUUGGUGGCCGCCGUCUUGAAGGCCCACGGCGUGCGGUUCGUCUUCGCCUUGGCCGGAGGGCACAUCUCGCCCAUCCUGGUGGCCUGCGAGAAGAUCGGUGUGCGCGUGGUGGACACGCGGCACGAGGCCACCGCCGUCUUCGCCGCCGACGCCGUCUCCCGCCUCUCCGGUGGUGUCGGUGUCGCCGUUGUCACCGCGGGCCCCGGUGUCACCAACACGAUCACCGCGGUCAAGAACGCCCAGUUGGCCGAGUCGCCAUUGCUGCUCAUCGGGGGAGCAGCCGCCACCUUACAAAAGGGCCGCGGCGCGCUGCAGGACGUGGAGCAGCUCUCGCUCUUCAGGACGCUCUGCAAGGCCCGCGUGUCCGUCCGCACCGUGCGCGACCUCGUCCCCAGCAUCCGCCAGGCCAUGGCCACCGCCAGGUCCGGGACCCCCGGUCCUGUUUUUGUGGAGCUGCCCAUUGACGUUCUCUAUCCCUUCCAUGUGGUGGAGAAGGAAAUCGGGGCCACCCGAACCCCCCGGGGACUUCGGGGGACGUUGGUGACAUGGUACCUUCGAAAUUACAUCCGGAACCUUUUUGCGGGGGCCUGGGAGCCCCAGGAUUUGUCACCGUUGCCCAUUCAUGUGCCACAGGCCACGCAGGAGGAGGUGCAGCGCUGUGCGGAGCUGCUGAGCCGGGCCAGGAAGCCGCUGGUGCUGCUGGGCAGCCAGGCCAUGCUGCCCCCCACGACCCCAGCGCAGCUCUGCUCGGCGCUGGAGUCCCUCGGCAUCCCCUGUUACCUGGGGGGGGCAUCGCGGGGGCUCCUUCCCCCCGACAGCCCCAUCCUGCUGCGCCAAAACCGCCGCGACGCCCUUCGUGACGCCGACCUGGUGCUGCUGGCAGGUGCCGUCUGCGAUUUCCGCCUGUCCUACGGGCGACUGUUCAACCGCGGCGCCGCCAUCGUCGCCGUCAACCGAGACCGGGAGCAGCUGUUGAAGAAUUCGGAUGUGUUUUGGAAGCCGCGGUUGGCGGUGCAGGGGGACGUGGCGUCGUUCGUGGUGCGGUUGGCGCAGAGCCUGAGCGGGUUCAGCUGCCCCAGGGAAUGGGGAGAGCAGCUGCGGGAGGCGGAGAGGAGGAGGGAGAAGGAGAUCCGGGACAAAGCGACCGUCCCCGCUCCCCCCCACCUGAACCCCCUGGAUCUGCUGCUGUGCCUGGACCAGCUGCUGCCCCAGAACUGCAUCCUGGUGGCCGACGGGGGCGAUUUCGUGGCCACCGCCGCCUACAUCCUGCGGCCACGGCAGCCCCUGGCCUGGCUGGACCCCGGACCUUUCGGCACGCUGGGAGUCGGCGGAGGGUUCGCGCUCGGCGCCAAGCUGUGCCGGCCUGACGCCGAGGUUUGGGUCCUUUAUGGCGACGGUUCCUUGGGCUACAGCUUGAUGGAGUUCGACACCUUCGUGCGGCACAAGACGCCGGUGAUCGCGCUGGUGGGGAACGACGCGUGUUGGAGCCAGAUCGCGCGGGAACAGGUGGCGCUGCUGGGCAGCAACGUGGCCUGUGGCCUGGCCUACCUGGACUACGGCGCGGUGGCCGCGGCGCUGGGUGCCCGGGGGUGGCAGCUGGGCCGGCCCGAGCGGCAGCGCCUGGCGCAGCUGCUGCGGGUGGCACAGGACACGUGUCACCAGGGCCACCCCGUGCUGCUCAACGCCCUCAUCGGCCGCUGCGGCUUCCGCGACGGCGCCAUCUCCGUCUGACGUCCCCAAGUGUCACCAGUUGUCACCAAAGCGUCACCAAUGUGGGCCGGGAGAUGCCGCCGGUGUCCCCAGGGAAGUAAAGUGUCACUGUGUCCCCACC
Molecule: messenger RNA, 2112 nt
Organism: Columba livia (rock pigeon)
Lineage: Eukaryota; Metazoa; Chordata; Aves; Columbiformes; Columbidae
Gene: ILVBL
Product: ilvB acetolactate synthase like
Biological process (GO): L-valine biosynthetic process
Cellular component (GO): acetolactate synthase complex
Molecular function (GO): acetolactate synthase activity; flavin adenine dinucleotide binding; magnesium ion binding
Source: RefSeq, a predicted model, not a curated record